CAACACUACAACAGGAACCAUGGAAAACUACAAAUAAAUAAAUAUUUUUGGGGGUUUAUCAAUAUUUUUUAGAAAAGUUAUCACAUAAAUUGGUAAAUAAUUGAUAAGAGAAGGCUGAAGAAACAGAAGCAGCAAUAAAAUGGCUCAGGACCCUCUCGGAUAUAACACGAAAAGGAAUUCAAUAAAGAGUAAUCAAUCUGAUGAUGAAGACAUGGAUUCCAGACAUUCCUCUUUGAGCUAUAAGGAAAGAAGACGAGAAGCUCAUACACAAGCCGAGCAGAAGCGCCGAGACGCGAUUAAAAAGGGUUACGAUACUCUGCAAGAAUUAGUACCUACUUGUCAGCAAACUGAUGUAUCAGGAUACAAAUUAAGUAAAGCCACAGUUCUGCAAAGAUCCAUAGAUUACAUACAACACCUGCAACAGCAAAAAAAGAAGCAGGAAGAAGAAAGAAAUGCGUUGCGUAAAGAAGUUAUCGCACUCCGAAUUAUGCAGACCAAUUACGAGCAGAUUGUGAGGGCGCAACAGUCGCAGCCCGGUCACACAGAAACACCGGUGUCAGAUGAAGUUAAAUUUUCGGUGUUCCAAGUCAUCAUGGACCAACUUUUUAUCACAUUUAGCACUGUGUCGGUGAGUAAUUUUUCCGAGUUGUCUGCAGGAGUUUUCACCUGGUUGGAGGAGUAUUGUAAACCUCAAACAUUAAAAGAUACAGUCUAUCAGGUCUUGAGGAGGCAUAAUAAUCAAAUGCGUGGAUGAUUAUCACUAUUUUGUUUGACUUAGGCAAAGUUGCAUUUUUGGUGGUAUAAGUUUUUAUCAAAUAGUUUUCUUUAAAUUUAUAUAAAAUACUUGAAAAAGGGUUUGAUAGUUAUAUACUUACCAAAUUUAUCGAAUGACAUGAUGGCAAUGAUUUAUAGAUACCAUCUUUGUUUUUGUUAUUUAUACCUAUGAGAAAUUUGUAAAUAAUGGUAAAUGAGUUUUUGUUAUGUUGAAAAUAUUUAUAUUUUUUAGCCCUUUUGUUGAAGAUACCAUACCAUAAGUUUUUAAGAAUGUAUAGUUUAAGCAUGUUUAGGGGAUUUCUCUUGCUAAAAUAUGAUUUAUAUUGCUUAAUUACUAAAAAUUAAAUAGGAAGAGUAAAGGUACCUACUUAAAAGUCUGAGCGAUUAGGUAGAUUGCUUUAUAUUUUUUGUUUUGCAAGUGCAGUUUUUCAUAAAUUGUAUAUUACUGACUCUGCUGUGAUUUGAACAAUUAAUUUUUAUUAAAACAACCACAUUACAAUUAGAACUAAUGAGAAAUUACUAUAUUGGAUAGAUGUUUAAAUUAUAAUUUUCCAUUUUCUACUUUAUUGAAUAGCAAAGAACAUAACAAUAUGUUGGGGUGCAAAUCUACUUGACCAUUUUCCGACACCUAUUGAUAAUAAUUUGCUUAAAGGGAUUUAGUUGUUUGUUGGUUCUCAUUGAAACUGGAAAUUAUUUAUCCCUUUACACAAAUUUCGGCAAUUUGAGAGGCAUUAUUAUAAGGAGCCAUAAUUAUAAGAAACAAUUUUAAAAUCUGGAAGCAAUUUUUUUAUAUUCUUUCAUUCAUAUCUGUGUACGUUACUUGGUUUGUUCCUAAUAAUAUGCUCAAAUGGAUACACCCUAAUAGCCAUAAUAUACAGGGUGAUUCAAAUUCGAGAUACGAGGUUGCUUAAAUAAAGGCAAGGUUGCGCAAUUUUAUGCUCAACAAAAUACCGUUUUGAAAAUUUAGAAAUUCCGAAUAGUUCCGGAAAUAUUGCGAAUAAUCCGAAAUUUUACGAAAGCGUUUUUAUUUUUUUCUGAGCUCAUUUGAAGAGAUAUCCCAAAAUAAAUGUCAAUUCGUCACUGCCACUUUUUCUUGUCUACACGAUGCUACCAUCAAAUUUAAAAUCUGACAUUUCGUCUUUACCUCCAUUUAAUCGACCUCGCAUCUCUUACCGUUUCCGAGAUUUCAAUGGAGAGCAUCGAAUUUGAAUCACCCUGUAUAUUUUAAAUACAAUUUAAGCUCUAUUUUUUGUUGAUGUUCUAUAAUUUUAAUAAAAAAAUUACCAAGAAUAUAUUAUUUAAUCAAAGAUGUCCACCUUCUGCAACUACUUUCUGCAAGCGCUGAUCUCCUUCCUUUUUGUC
Molecule: messenger RNA, 2136 nt
Organism: Ceutorhynchus assimilis (cabbage seed weevil)
Lineage: Eukaryota; Metazoa; Arthropoda; Insecta; Coleoptera; Curculionidae
Source: the annotation of a GenBank genome assembly